UGUGUGUUAUGCUGCAGAACUGAGGCUCAGGCUGGAGGCCGGUACCUGGAAGCCCCUCGCCGCAGCUUGCUGGACCUUCCCCCGAGGCUGGUCUGGUCUGGUCGCCGCCUCCUCCUCCUCCUCUUCUCCGGGGCCCGCCUCCUCCAUGGAGAAGCCGGCUGCCACUUCGCUUCUCUCGGCGUCGUGCGGAGACUUGCCUUCGGUCGCGGGAUGAGUGAGGCGACUAGGGAGGCGGUGAGCUCGGCGGGCCCGGCGUUGCCCCAGGCCGCCAACGCCGACACCCGCCGGGGCUGGCUCCACAAAUGGACCAACUACCUGAAGGGUUACCAGCGCCGCUGGUUCGUGCUGAGUAACGGGCUGCUCUCCUAUUACAGGACCCAGGCGGAGAUGGCGCACACGUGCAGAGGCACCAUUAACCUAGCCACGGCCCACAUCGAUGUAGAGGAUGCCUGCCUCAUUGUGCUGUCAGAUAGUGGGCGCACGUACUACCUGAAACUAAGCUCGGAGGUGGAGCGGCAAUGCUGGGUGACGGCACUUGAACUGGCCAAGUCCAAAGCUAUUCGGAUGAUGAGCAAUCAGUCAGAUGACUCUGGUGACGAGGAGCCGACCUCGCAGUCCGACAAGAGUGAGCUGUACACCACCCUGCGGACGCUGGCCAGCAAGCUCGACGACCUGAGCCAGUGCAACGACCUCAUCGCCAAGCACGGGGCCGCCCUGCAGCGGUCCCUGAGCGAGCUCGAGACACUGAAGCUGCCGGCCGAGAGCGGAGAGAAGAUCAAAGUCGUCACUGAGCGGGCCACCCUCUUCCGCAUCACCUCCAAUGCUAUGAUCAAUGCAUGCCGGGACUUUCUGGAGUUAGCAGAGACGCACAGUCGCAAAUGGCAGCGGGCCUUGCAGUACGAGCGUGAGCAGCGGCUGCGCCUGGAGGAGACCAUCGAGCAGCUGGCCAAGCAGCACAACAGCCUGGAACGAGCCUGCCGCGGAGCUCCUGCACUGCCCAGCAGCUCCACAGAGCUAUCCAACGCCAGCAAAGGAAGCUGGACCGAUUCUUGGCUGGGGAAGAGAUCGCACUGUUUAAAAGCGAGAACAAGACUCGUGAAAGGGGAGACAAGUGAUGAAGAUGAGGAGACCGAGUAUUUUGAUGCCAUGGAGAGUGCACCAGACUUCAUCACAGUAACCACGGACCCGGCGGAACACAGGCGCACAGGAAGCAAUGUCAGUGCGACGAGCAGCGAGCAGACUGAAACUUGGAACCUGGACAGUCAGGGCUUUGACCUUCCACACCAGGCUUCCUCCAGUACAUCAGCAAAUAGAUCGGUGAAGCUAAACAGAAAGAGACGGACUCAUAUCCCGGAGAAACCCAACUACAGCCUUAACCUUUGGAGCAUUAUGAAAAACUGUAUUGGGAAGGAGCUGUCCAAAAUCCCCAUGCCUGUUAAUUUCAAUGAGCCUUUAUCAAUGCUUCAAAGACUAACUGAAGAUUUAGAAUAUCACGAGCUAUUGGACAAGGCAGCUCAGUGUGAAAACCCGGCUGAGCAAAUGUGCUACGUGGCCGCAUUCUCCGUGUCUUCCUACUCAACCACCAUCCAUCGCACAGCAAAGCCAUUUAACCCUCUGCUUGGGGAGACCUUCGAGCUGGACAGGCUGGCGGAGAGUGGCUACCGCUCGCUAUGUGAACAGGUGAGCCACCAUCCACCAGCUGCGGCCCACCACGUCUACUCUAAGUGCGGCUGGACCCUGUGGCAAGAAAUCACCAUCGCCAGCAAGUUCCGUGGGAAGUACCUCUCCAUCAUGCCGCUAGGUGCUAUUCACUUACAGUUCCACUCGGGGCGCAACCACUAUAUGUGGAGGAAGGUCACCUCCACUGUGCACAACAUCAUUGUCGGCAAGCUGUGGAUCGACCAGUCAGGAGACAUCGAUAUCAUCAACUUCAAGACAAGGGACAAGUGUCAACUCAAAUUCAGUCCCUAUAGUUACUUCUCACGGGACUGUGCCAGGAAGGUGACAGGUGUAGUGACAGACCGAGAUGGAAAAGCUAAUUAUAUCCUGUCAGGGACAUGGGAUGAGAAGAUGGAGUUUGCAAAGGUUGUACAGAGCAGUCAAGAUGGGACCAGUUGUGAAGGCAAGCAGAAAACCGUCUACCAGACCCUUCCACCCAAGGUGCUGUGGAGGAAAUAUCCACUUCCCGACAAUGCAGAAAACAUGUACUACUUCUCCGAGCUGGCGUUAACCCUGAACGAGGUGGAGAGCAUGACGGCGCCUACUGACAGCCGUCUGAGGCCGGAUCAGCGCCUGAUGGAAAACGGCAAUUGGGAGGAGGCAAACGUGGAGAAGCAGCGGCUAGAAGAGAAGCAGAGAGCUACCCGCCGUUUGAGGGAGGCCGAGGCAGUCAAAGCCUUGGAGGACGGCAGGGACUGUGAUGCUUACAAGCCUGUGUGGUUUCAGAAGAAAGAAGACCCCAUCACCGGAGAGGAGAUGUAUGUUUACAAAGGUGGCUACUGGGAGAGUAAGGAGACACAAGACUGGAAUCUGUGCCCAGACAUUUACUGAGCACGGCCAGCUCCAGGCCAAUGGACCUCAGAGUGUCCUCUGUCACCAGCAGAAGAGGAAAGGAGCAAUGCCAACCUCCACUGUGGGACAACACAACGGAAACAUACAGGGCAGCUUUCUGGUACCAACAAUGUCAAUGCAAAUAAACACCACAGCCCCACUCCAAAGAUACAACACAGCUCCCUCCCCUUCCCCCUCCCAAAAUAAUAUGACCCAGAGAAGAUUCAUGGAAUUAUUUUUGGCUACAGGUGACUGCAGAGGGAGAACGGUGGGUUGCUUGAAGACCGGGAUUAGUACCAGUGUUCUAAUAGCCAGGUACUCCAACAUCCUUAAACCCCUGACUGUUGAUGUGAUCUGCAGUUUAGGAUAAAAGGUCAGAGUUUUGCUGACCAAAUUAGUCAGAGCCAUACAGCAAGGAGACAGCCCCUUUGGUCCAAUUCACCCAUGUCAUCAGUCCCGCCUGACCACAUUUGGCCCAUAUCCCUCUAAACCUUUCCUAUCCAUGUACUUGUCCAAAUGUCUAUUAAAUGCUAUAGUACCUGCCUCAAUUACCUCCUCUGGCAGCUCGUUCCAUAUACCCACUACCCUCUGCGUGAAAAGUUUGCCCCUUAGGUUCCUAUUAAAUCUUUCCCCUCUCACCUU
Amblyraja radiata (thorny skate) is the source of this 3192-nucleotide messenger RNA. It is a transcript of the gene osbp2b, whose product is annotated as oxysterol binding protein 2b. NCBI's taxonomy places the organism in Eukaryota, Metazoa, Chordata, Chondrichthyes, Rajiformes, Rajidae. Gene Ontology annotation, cellular component: cytosol; plasma membrane; perinuclear endoplasmic reticulum. Bases 211 to 2550 code for a protein of 779 amino acids. The transcript has 15 exons. The record is from RefSeq and is a predicted model, not a curated record. Gene Ontology annotation, molecular function: cholesterol binding.